UAAAUAUUUCCUCAUUUUCUUAUGUUCAUGCUUUAAAGUUGCACAUUUUUUACCUGAAAUAUCGAUGGCAAGUUUUUUGGCACCUACUGAGUGGAGUUUCUAGCUGUUUGGAGAGGGUUGCUCGAAUUUCGAUAGGAGAAAACUUACAUUUACAGAGGCAAUCACGAGUUUAAAGGAUCUUGCAGAAGUAGGGUUGCAGAGAGAAGAGGAUAGGAUUUGGCUUUAUGCCACCCAAGUUCAUUUGCUUCAAAAUUUAUAAAGAAUUUUCAACAAAUCCAUUUGUGUAUACUCUGCAACUUUGGCACACCACUUCUUUACAUGGUUGCCAAUGACAGCAGUAGGUGCAUUGUUGAUGGACAAAUUUCUCUAGAUUGUUGCAGGAGGAAUGAGUAUCAGUUGCUUUAUUGUUGGAUUGUCAUUCUACAUAUCGAUUUUUGUAGCAGGAAAGAUAAAUCUUCUGGGCGAAGUGGUCAAAAAAAUGGUGCCAUCAUGGAGUAAUUCGACAUCUCGAAGCUCAAUUUCGCCUGAUCGAUCAUCAUACAACAGCAUUUCAGUAGUUGUUUCUGAGGACGAUUCAGAUGAGGCCGCCUCGAAAAUGAGAUUUAAAGUGAAAAGAAAGAGAAGAUACGAGCGGCCCAGCUUACAGUUCAGGACUCUCAGAAAGAUAUGGAAAUGCUGGAUUCUUUUGCUGCUUCUGCCUGUGGUUGGGCUCUUCUUUUUUGUGCUCAUCAAAACCUCGCAUCGCCAGAAUACAUCAUCAGAUAUUUUGUCUUCAAAUAGAAGCCAAGGACGGAUACGCGGCGGGAAAGAAAUGGAGAAGGCGGAGAAGGAGGGAGAGAGCAAUUUAAAUCGUCUGGACAUGCCUACACGAUCUGUGAAUGGCGUUAGAGUGCCUUGUUUGAAGCUUCUACCUUUAGAGGACAUCGAACAGUUGGAGUUGCCUUUUGCGCAGACAGGUGGUAGUCCCAUUAGAAACAUAGCCUAUGAGGUCUUGGAGAGUACAACAGAUGGAGACAAUUCAACAUAUUUAAAGCAAUCAGAGACAGAAAGCCAAAAUUUCAACCUGUUCACAGGGUAUCAAACACUCCAAGAAAGACAAGAAAGUUUUAAGGUAAGAGAGACAAUGACUGUACACUGUGCUUUCUGUAGCGACCAUGGAGGUUUUGAUAUUGAUUCUGAAGAUAAAAUAUUUAUGAAUAGUUGCAAAGCUGUUGUGUCCACAUGUACCUUUGGUGGAGGUGAUGAUCUAUACCAACCUAUUGGCAUGUCUCAGGCAUCAUUAAGAAAGGUCUGCUAUGUGGCUUUUUGGGAUGAAAUCACUUUGUUGGAACAAGAAAAAGAAGGAAAGAAGCUUAGUGACAACCGCACAAUUGGACUAUGGCAUAUUGUUGUUGUUCGCAACCUUCCUUUUACAGAUCAGAGACUGAAUGGUAAAAUUCCAAAGAUGCUAAGCCAUCGACUUUUUCCUCAAGCUAGAUACUCUAUCUGGGUGGAUUCUAAGUCUCAGUUCCGGAGAGAUCCAAUUGGUGUAUUUGAGGCACUACUUUGGCGUACAAACUCUGUACUUGCUAUUUCAGAGCAUGGUGCUCGGAGUUGUGUUUAUGAUGAGGGAAAUGCAAUAGUUAAAAAGAACAAAGCUACUCCAGAGGAAGUACAUAGACAACUAACCCAAUAUCGUCUUGAUGGGUUUCCAAAAGAUGCUCGAUUUGGUGGCCACAAAGCUCUUGCCGAAGCCUCUGUUAUUGUGAGGGAGCACACACCGAUAACAAAUUUAUUAAUGUGUCUUUGGUUCAAUGAGGUGGUCCGAUUCACUUCAAGGGAUCAAUUAAGUUUCCCAUUUGUCUUGAAACAUUUACCAACAUUGCAAAUCAACAUGUUUCCUGUUUGUACUCGUAGGGCACUUGUAAACAGCAUGGGUCAUAAACAUAAAGCAAAGCCAUUGAUACGACAAGCUUAAGUUGUAUAGCCUUUUAAAUAUCUUGUGUGUUGCUUGAAAUCAUCUUAACUUUAAUGUCAGAUGCUUGGUGCUUUUCGCAAGCUUCACUUUAGCACAUGAUUUUAUAGUGGUGUAAACGUGAAGGUGAAUUUUAAGGUGAUCUUCAUGUUGCAUUCAGCAAUUCUUUGAUCUUUGUGCAGAAAAUGCAUAACAUGGCGAACGAACACAGGAGAAAUUUGUAUUGAAAUUCCUUGAGUAAAAAAAUGUAUAUUUAAAUUUUGUACUUUUUUAUAUUGAUGUAGACAUGAAGGCGACCUUCCUGUUGCAGUUCAGAAAUUCUUUGAUCAUUGUGCACAAAAUGCAUAUUACAUGGUGAAGGGCAAACACAGUAGAAUUUUGGUUAAAAUUCCUUAAAAAAUGUAUAUUUUACCUUUUUUCACUGCAUUUCCAAAUCAGCAAUUUGAGCAUUUCCAAAUUCCAAA
Messenger RNA from Cryptomeria japonica (Japanese cedar), 2418 nucleotides. Its product is annotated as probable hexosyltransferase MUCI70. The transcript is spliced from 10 exons. Lineage: Eukaryota; Viridiplantae; Streptophyta; Pinopsida; Cupressales; Cupressaceae. The record is from RefSeq and is a predicted model, not a curated record. Bases 386 to 1957 code for a protein of 523 amino acids.